AUGGCUGCCGAUGACUUGAUUUGCAUGGUGUCUUUAGGCGAGAAUGCCAUAUUUAUGAAGCUAAGGUCGACAGCAAGCUUUUAUGAACUGAAAUAUGGUGUGGCUGAAAGAUUGAAAGUACCUGAAGAAUCUUUUUCCUUGAUAUAUAAAUCUGAGAGGCACCCUAACCUGAGUUUUUCAGUUGAGAACGAAGAUGACCUGAAGUGCAUGUUGGAGCACAAUCGAAAGAUUGGUUGUAUGGAGAUUCAUAUGCAGGCUGCUGUUAACGUAGAGUGUUUCACGCCAGGGAAGAAUCAAAAAGUUAUUAGCAAAAUGGAUGCCUCUUUGAAUGCAGAUUAUAGUUGUCCUCCUCCAGGAAAUGCAUCCAAUUCAGAGAGAAUCCAAACCGAUUUUUCGUCUGGUAAGAUUGUAAUUAGGGCUGAUGAUAUUCUCAAUAACACUUCGAGCAUUCCUCAAUGGUGGCACACAACAUUAACUGAAAAGGGGCAACAAUUUAAAACCGUAACUGAAUUGAGACUAGCUUUGCAAUACUAUUCCAUGGCCAAAAAAUUUGAAUAUGAAUUUCUGAAGAAUGAACCCAAACGUAUACGCAUUUGUUGUCGAUAUAAGGAGACGUAUGGAUGCCCUUGGAUGCUCUUUGCAGCUCCUAUUAAAAAUGAUAAAAGAAUGGAAAUCAAAAGGUUUGUGAAUGAACACAGUUGCGGACAACAUUCUAACUUGUCAGGGCAAUCACGGGCAUCUCGCAAGUUCAUAGCAGCCCAAUUGCGACCGGUAUUAAAGGCACGACCUGAAAUCCGCCCAAUUGAUGUGCAAAAGGACUUCCUCACUCGAUUUGGAUUGAGACUUGAAUACAGUAAGAUAUGGUGGGGCAAAGAAAGAGCGCAGCAGGAUAUGUAUGGUGAUAGCUAUGAGGCUUAUGAUCAAUUAAGAUGGUAUGAGCAAAUGGUGAAGCAAACGAAUCCAGGAAGCUACAUUUGCAUUGACCAGAAUGAAGGAAGGUUCAGAAGACUGUUUAUAUGUUAUGCUGCUUGCAUCCAGGGUUUCUUAAAUGGGUGUAGACCCCUUUUAUUUUUGGAUGGGACCUUUUUGAAAGACAGAUAUAAAGGCAUGCUUUUGAGCGCCAUAGCCUACGACGGAGACCAAUGGAUAUUUCCACUUGCGUAUUGUAUAUGUGAUCAAGAAAAUGUUGAUAAUUGGAGAUGGUUCCUACAAGCCCUGUGGUCCAUACUCUAUGAAAGAUCAAAGCUCAAGGAUUUGGGAAUGAAGGCAAAAGACACACAAGUUUUGGGGAAUUUGCUCCAAACUGCUUGCUAUAAAUACACCAUAGCGGAAUGCAACGACUACAUGAAGGAAAUUUAUGAGAUGGCUCCAGUCGCAUAUGAGAUUGUAAUUAAUUACUCGCCAAAGCAUUGGGCAAAUGCCUUCUUCCCUGGCAUUAGAUAUGACCAUGUAACCUCUAAUGUCGCAGAAUCCUUUAACAGCUGGAUACGUGAAGCCCGUUUGUUACGUAUCCUGCAAAUGGUGGAGAAUAUCCGAAAACAACUUAUGACUCGCAUGAACAACAGACGGAUAAUGGCGUGUAAGUGGACAAGCUAUCUUUGUCCUAAAGCUGAGCAGAUUGUUAGAGAAAAUAUGGAAAAAGGGCGCACUUUAGAGAUUAGGCAAUCUAGAGAGGAUAUUUUCGAAUGUAAAAAUGGGAGGAACAAGGGUAGAUACUUCUGGGGAUGUGCAAAUUUCCCAAAGAGGCAAUGCAAGUUUUUCGCUUGGGCUCACAGUGAAGAUGCAAUGGUAAGUAGGAAUAUUCCAGAUUGCCCAGAAGUCCCCGUUGAAGAUGAUAUAGCGGUCAAGGCAAAGCAGUUGAAGAAAGCACUGAAGCAAGCAAACCGCGAAGUUGAAAAAUGGAAACUUUGUUCAUUCUUCCUGUAUGCACUGUGGCCUGCAGAGCUGUAA
This is a messenger RNA of Asparagus officinalis (garden asparagus), 1950 nucleotides long. RefSeq lists its product as uncharacterized. Bases 1 to 1950 code for a protein of 649 amino acids. The record is from RefSeq and is a predicted model, not a curated record. NCBI's taxonomy places the organism in Eukaryota, Viridiplantae, Streptophyta, Magnoliopsida, Asparagales, Asparagaceae. The transcript has 7 exons.